This is a messenger RNA of Fulmarus glacialis (Northern fulmar), 971 nucleotides long. RefSeq names its product GLE1 RNA export mediator (gene GLE1). The record is from RefSeq and is a predicted model, not a curated record. The transcript is spliced from 9 exons. Gene Ontology annotation, cellular component: cytoplasm; nuclear pore cytoplasmic filaments; nuclear pore. Lineage: Eukaryota; Metazoa; Chordata; Aves; Procellariiformes; Procellariidae. The annotation marks the transcript as partial. Gene Ontology annotation, molecular function: translation initiation factor binding; inositol hexakisphosphate binding; phospholipid binding. Gene Ontology annotation, biological process: regulation of translational initiation; regulation of translational termination; poly(A)+ mRNA export from nucleus.
GACUUCAAGUUAAGGCAGAAGAAAGUACCAUGCAGUGGUACCAGCAGCUUCAAGAUGCUGCUGAGCAGUGUGUUGCUUCUUUCAGUGGAAUCAGCAACUGCAAAGACAACAAUGAGGUUAAGAAGAUAAAAACAGACUUGCAGAAAGCAGCUACGAUCCCUGUGAGCCAGAUCUCUAGAAUAGCAGGCUCUCAGCUGAGAGAGAUAUUUGACAAGAUCAAUAACCUGCUCUCUGGAAAGCCUGUUCAGAGUGGAGGGCGAACUGUAUCAGUGACUCAGCAUCCACAGGGUCUGGAUUUUGUUUAUUACAAACUUGCGGAGAAAUUUGUGAAUCAAGGAGGAGAAGAAGUAGCUUCUCACCGUGAUGCAGCUUUCCCAAUUGCAGUGGUGGCCUCAGGAAUCUGGGAAAUACACCCUCGAGUUGGAGACCUCUUUUUAGCUCAUCUGCACAAAAAGUGCCCCUAUUCUGUGCCAUUUUACCCUGCAUUGAAAGAGGGGACUUCUAUGGAAGAGUAUCAGAGGAUGCUUGGAUAUCAAGUUAAGGAUUCUAAGAUGGAAGAGCAAGAUCAUUUUCUUAAACGAAUGUCAGGAAUGAUUCGUCUUUAUGCUGCUAUCAUUCAACUCCGGUGGCCUUAUGGAAACAAACAGGGGGCACAUCCUCAUGGGCUGAACUAUGGAUGGCGCUGGCUUGCUCAGAUGUUGAAUAUGGAGCCUCUGGCAGAUGUUACAGCCACACUUCUUUUUGAUUUUCUGGAGGUGUGUGGCAACGCCCUCAUGAAACAGUAUCAGGUUCAGUUCUGGAAAAUGAUGUUGCUUAUCCGAGAAGACUAUUUCCCAAGAAUUGAAGCAAUUACCAGCUCUGGACAGAUGGGCUCUUUAAUGCGUUUCAAGCAAUUCUUGGAGGAAUGUCUACAGCAGAAGGAAAUUCCAUUACCAAAGGGCGCUCUGCAGUCUUCCUUUUGGAGAUCAUAA